Molecule: messenger RNA, 975 nt
Organism: Opisthocomus hoazin
Lineage: Eukaryota; Metazoa; Chordata; Aves; Opisthocomiformes; Opisthocomidae
Source: RefSeq, a predicted model, not a curated record
AUGUGGAGGGCUCCAGGGCUGCAGCUUGAGCAAACACACGAAGCUUACCGUGAAAUAGGGACAGAGGAGGCAUUUACUGCUGUAUUAUGCUCGGAGCGGGGGAAGACGAUGUCGAGCAAGGAGAAGGGGAAGUUUGAAGAAAUGGCCAAGGGAGACAAAGCGCGUUAUGACAGGGAGAUGAAGAACUACGUCCCUCCCAAGGGCGAGAAGAAGGGGAAGAAGAAGGACCCCAACGCUCCUAAAAGACCACCGUCUGCGUUCUUCCUUUUCUGUUCUGAGCACCGUCCGAAAAUCAAAAACGAUCAUCCUGGCUUGUCCAUUGGAGAUACAGCAAAGAAGCUGGGCGAGAUGUGGUCUGAGCAGUCGGCCAAAGACAAGCAGCCGUACGAACAGAAGGCUGCCAAGCUAAAGGAGAAGUACGAAAAGGAUAUUGCAGCAUAUCGUGCCAAGAGCAAGAGUGAUGCAGGAAAAAAGGGCCCAGGCAGGCCUGCAGGAUCUAAGAAGAAAGCGGAACCGGAAGAGGAGGAGGAGGAGGAGGAAGACGAUGAAGAGGAAGAAGAAGAAGAGGAUGAGGAAUAAACGAAUGUCCUGCUGUAAAGAUUUAUGCUGAAAAUCCAAUAUUUUGCUAAGAAUGUGAACUCAAGUGCAGCUCAUUGUUAGCUUCAGUAUAAAAAUGUGUACAGAAUUGUGUAUAGGUAAUGUGGUUCUUUGUAGGGAGACCUCUAUUUUUAAUGUAAGUAGUAGCCAAGGGCUGCUACAGUUUGGUUUUAAAAAGGAGAAAAAAAAAAAAAAAAAAAAAGUUGUGGAAUGUUUCUGCAUAUUUAAUGAUUUUGUUGAAAUUCAGUGACUGAUAGCCAGGUGUUUCUUCAUAGCUAAGUAAAACAAAGGAGGUAGCUUAAUAGCUGAUCUUAUAUUUUGUAGUAUAUGGCAUUGUAUUACUUUUUUAACAAUUUUGUAAUAAAAUGUUGUACAUGA